ACAUAUAAAGAUUUUACCAAUGGCAUCGAAAAGUGGAUUUGGCUAUGUAGUUCCAUCAGACCUAAAAUGAAUGCAGAGGCGCUGCCGACCGGGAAUUUAACAAUAAACGUCUUUUGAAUCCGGCAAUCCCUGUUUCUGAUCGAUAAAAAGAAUUGUUUUAAUUAUCAAAAAGAAAUCUUCUCUCUGUUAUUCUGAAUCAAGGGUGUGGAUAUAAAAUAACAUUCACAGAAAAAUGCCACCGAAAAAAUCAAAGGAAAGUAUAAUUUUCCUUGUAAAUGUCGGAAUUAUUCGGCAUGGUACUCAGAGCAAUUCACAGUUGCUAGAUAAAGCGAAAUUUAUUCUUAAACACAUUAUUCAAAAGAAGAUAUUUCUGCGUCCAAAGGAUGAAAUAGGAGUGAUAUUAAUGGGAUCAGAUAACAGUAAAGACAACAAUAUCAUAGAAUUAGACAAUGUACAAGAAUUGUGUCGUAUGCAAGUUGGAAAUUGGGAUUUGAUAGAAAGCAUCGAGAAAUUACAAACCACAAACCAGAAUUGUUCUUGGAUGGAGGCAAUUUAUGCUGCAGUUGAAUAUAUCAACCAUGAGUGCCUAGACAAAUCUGAAAGAAAAAUAAUCCUGCUGUCUGAUUUUAAUGAGGAAGAGGAUAUUGUGUGCCAAUUCCAAAUGGAUGAUAUUGUAAAGACAUUAAGUGAAGAGGAAAUUUCACUUAUGGCAAUCGGAGAAAGAGCGUUGGAUAAUAUAGAUGAAGAUUCUCAAACAGCUAGUGAAGCAUUACUUAAGAGUGUUUUACGAAAGAUUGAUGGUCAAUAUUUCACUUUCGAACAUGCUAUGUCAGAAGUACGCUUCUAUAAACGACCAUCAACUAAACCGAUGACAUGGUACUGUCUGAUGGAAUUGGGUGAUUUUUACAUACCUAUUGUUGGAAUUUCCAAAAUGCCGACAGAAGUAAAGUUACCACAAAUGAUAUUGAUGGGUAAGACGAGUACACCCGAUAUGCCAGAUCAGGAAGUGCCAAUUAAGAAUGUUCCACAAUGGAAGGAUAACAACAGGACUGUUCACACAAAAGAGGAUAUUAUCCGUGGUUAUGUGUACGGUGGCAGGCCUAUUCCGGUUUCGGAUGAGGCUAAGAAGGCAAUGACUCCCAAAACUAACGAAAAAUGUUAUAAGAUACAUGGUUUCACUGCAAGAGAAAACAUCCCUAUGGAAUACUGGUUGUCAGAUGGCACGUAUGUUAUCGUACCGGCUAACGAGUCGGUAAGUGCACCAUUUUAUAGUCUGGUGCAAGCCAUGGUUGACAAGAAUGUAGUCGCUAUAGUGGAGAAGGUUUACAGAGCAAACACUGAAGCUAACAUGGUCGCAUUAUUUCCGAGUGUUGAUGUACCGAAUGAACCUUGGUGUCUUAUUGAGAUUGGCUUGCCAUUUGAACGAGAUUACGGUGCGAUAGCGCAGAGACCCUUGAAAUUCGUGAUGAAGCAAUUGUCGAAAGAGCAAAACGAUGCUAUCGACGACUUGUUGACAUCUUUAGAAUUGCCCGAUGCUACCGACGAUGACGCAAUUGAUGUUAGCGAAAAAUAUCUACCGGGAUAUAUGCCAGACCCCGGAGCACAACAUAUGUGGGAUAUGUUAUCAACUCGCGCGCUUAAACCAGACAAACCGUUGCCAUCUAUAGCCGACGAUGUGAAAAAUCUUUUAGAGCCACCCGAGUUUAUGAGAGAAAAAUGCAAACCGGUUACAGAAAGGAUAAAAAAUUUGUUUUUCUUAGAGAAGAAGCAACCUCUUAGUACUAGGAAACAUAAAAAGUUGGAAGAGAGAGAUAAUGAACAAUCUAAUAACGAUGACUUGUCCAUGAUGCAGUCAGUCAAAACAGAUGAAAAAGAUAUUACAAAAGACAAUAAUGAUAAAUCAGAGAAUAUGGUUUCUUUAUCUGAUACAUGCGAUUUUGAUUUUGAUGCGAUUGGUGAUAUAUAGAAAACUACUGGCAGUAAUCAUCUCUUGAUAGUCACAUUGUGACUUUAUGCGUUUUAAAUUACGCAGUGCGUGAAAAACUUUUGGAAAUAUAUUUUUUAUGUUAAAUUUAAUUGAAAUAUAUUUUUUAAUGGAAAUAAAUAUAUAU
This is a messenger RNA of Formica exsecta, 2111 nucleotides long. RefSeq names its product X-ray repair cross-complementing protein 5-like. Lineage: Eukaryota; Metazoa; Arthropoda; Insecta; Hymenoptera; Formicidae. The record is from RefSeq and is a predicted model, not a curated record. Gene Ontology annotation, cellular component: Ku70:Ku80 complex. The transcript is spliced from 13 exons. Bases 233 to 1966 code for a protein of 577 amino acids. Gene Ontology annotation, biological process: cellular response to X-ray; double-strand break repair via nonhomologous end joining; cellular response to gamma radiation. Gene Ontology annotation, molecular function: double-stranded DNA binding; DNA helicase activity; telomeric repeat DNA binding.